CCCGCUGCACUUCCAGUCUUCUACCAGCAGUUCACACCACUUCACUAACUUAUAUUCAGAAGAAAAAUAAGUCACAAGCUUCUUCAAAUCUUUCUAAUCUUUUAGAACUCAUCUUUCACACUACAUAAUGAAAUGAACUCACCCAUCAAGCCUCUUCUUCGAAGAAGAAGAUGUCUUCCCAAGACCUCACCACUUGUUUCCACCUAGACUCUCUGUACUGCGAAGAACCCCAUUUCGAUGAGGACAUUUAUCAAACAGUUGGUGAGCAUGAACAUGGUGGUGUACUUUCCCAAGAGUUUGAUGAAGAAAAUGAAGAUGGGCUGGCUUUAUUGUUCUUGAAAGAGGAUAAGAACGUGGGUUUUGAUGGGUUGGUAAAUGACCCUUUUUUGGCUGAGGCUCGCCGUGGCGCGGUGGAGUGGAUGCUGAGAGUUGUGGGGUUCUACUCGUUUUCUGCGCUCACCGGUGUGCUUGCUGUGAACUAUUUUGAUAGGUUUGUGGGGAGGUUUGAGUUUCAGAGAGAGAAGAUGUGGAUGGUUCAGCUUGUUUCGGUGACUUGUUUAUCAAUCGCUGCUAAAAUGGAGGAAGUUGAUGUUCCCCUACUGUUGGAUUUUCAGGUUGAGGAGCCUGCUUAUGUCUUCGAGGCUAAAACUAUUCAGAGAAUGGAGGUUUUGGUGCUGUCAACUCUGGAGUGGAAGAUGAAUCCUGUGACACCACUUUCAUUUCUUGAUUGUAUGACAAGGAAGCUUGGUUUGAAGAGCUACAUUUGCUGCGAGUUUCACAAGAACUGUGAAAGUCUUCUUCUCUCUAUCAUAUCUGAUUGUAGGUUCAUGUGUUAUCUUCCUUCUGUAGUAGCAACUGCUACAAUGCUGCUUGCGAUUAGUAGUGUUGAGCGUUGUGAUGGAAUCGAUUACCAGACCGAGCUUUUGGGAAUUCUCGGGAUCGAUAAGGGCAAAUUGGAAGACUGCCGCAAGCUAAUCCAGGAACUAGUGUCUGAAGGAUAUGGUAGCAACAUUAACAAACGCAAGUUUGGUUCUUUGCCGGGUAGUCCAAGAGGGGUAAUGGAUCUGUGUUUCAGCUCCGAUAGCUCAAACGAUUUAUGGUCGGUGACCACACCUGCAUUGGCCUCUGUAUCAUCCUCACCGGAGCCAGCUUCAAAGAAGAGAAAGGCCCAGGAUAAGGAUCAGCAUCAGCCGAGUUUUGACAAUGCAGCUGCGGAUAACCUCAGCAUUCCCCUGCAAUGAGAAGAGUCUUGUAUUCUAUGGAGGUCCGGUUUAGUCUCGUAGUAUGGUUAAUAACAAUGAUAUGUUCUUCGUUUCAUAUGAAAGUUAAAUUGCCUAUAUACUUUUUUUCGAAUGCUAGUGAAGAUUUGAAGGUGGAGAUGGUUGGCUUUUUAUCAGGAAAGGAGAUGAAGAACAUGAAGAUAGCCAGAGCAUUAGUAUUAAGUUAAAUUUCAUUUCUCCUUGUAAACUCUUAUAAUGUCAAUAAUAAAUUCCUUUAAUUCAAAA
This is a messenger RNA of Daucus carota subsp. sativus, 1505 nucleotides long. RefSeq names its product cyclin-D3-1. Lineage: Eukaryota; Viridiplantae; Streptophyta; Magnoliopsida; Apiales; Apiaceae. Gene Ontology annotation, molecular function: cyclin-dependent protein serine/threonine kinase regulator activity. The coding region runs from base 171 to 1241 and encodes 356 amino acids. The transcript has 4 exons. The record is from RefSeq and is a predicted model, not a curated record. Gene Ontology annotation, biological process: regulation of cyclin-dependent protein serine/threonine kinase activity; mitotic cell cycle phase transition. Gene Ontology annotation, cellular component: cytoplasm; nucleus; cyclin-dependent protein kinase holoenzyme complex.